AAGGAAUGUUUGCAGAAGGGUUUUCCUCUACAUAAACAGUACUUAUCCGUCUUCUCUUUCUUUCCUCGCCGGCCGCCGGCAGAAGAAAUACUCGGAGAAUCGAAAUAAUCCGCCGCCGGGAAAGCAAUUACAAUCUGAAACCCACUUCUUUUCUGCAUCUGGAAAGAGGUUUUAGAGAUUCCAGAAAUUUAAUUGCAGCUUAUAUGAAGUCAUCUCAUACAAAUUUGUGCAGUCUUAAACCCUAGUACCCUUACAAAUGACAAACCCAUCUAUCACAACUAGGUUUUGCAGCCUCCGUCACAAGAAGAUGAUGCAUGGCUGUGAAUUUCUCCGACUACACUGGACAUCAUGUGCGUCGUCGAUUCCUCUCAAUUCUCCUCCGCCAUCAUUAAAGUUCACCAACUGCAUCAUCCCUUCCACUACCCAGCAACGUUCAGACGAAUGGUUUGCCCUCCGUAGAGACAAACUAACGACGAGCACGUUCAGCACAGCUCUGGGUCUUUGGAAAGGAGAACGAAGAUACGAGCUUUGGAACGAGAAAGUAUUUCCACCCCAAGUUGUUCAAUCAAUGGACCCUUCAAAAAAGUGUGCUGUAGAAUGGGGUACUCUAAAUGAAUCAGCAGCUAUAGAAAGGUACAAGAACAUAACUGGUCGAGAUGUUACCUCACUGGGAUUCGCUAUCCAUUCGUCGGAGCAGCUCGACUGGCUUGGUGCGUCGCCGGAUGGUCUUCUCGGUUGUUUUCCAGAAGGAGGGAUUCUUGAAGUGAAAUGCCCAUUUAAUAAAGGUAAAACUGAGGCUGCUCGUCCAUGGAAGACUAUACCAUUCUAUUAUAUGCCACAGGUACAAGGUCAAAUGGAGAUAAUGGAUAGAGAUUGGGUUGAUGUUUAUUGUUGGACAUUAAAUGGUAGCACUAUAUUUAGGGUUUGUAGAGAAAGAGAUUAUUGGAUAUUGAUGCAAGGGGUUUUGAGAGAGUUUUGGUUUGAAAAUGUUGUUCCUGCUAGAGAAGCUUUGAUGGUUGGAAAAGGGGAGGAAGAAUUGAGUUUGUUUCGACCAUCUUCGACUCAUAGAUUGACUGGUGCUGUAAUCUCGAGGAGUAUUAGAAUGGCCAAAGAGGCCGAAGUUUUGUGUAGAGAAGUUGCUGGUCAGAUAGAGUUUUAUAAGUCAUAAUGUUCUUAAUUUGUUGCUGUUGUAACCUUAUAUUUUUCAAAGGAUGUUUAUUUUUUGAACUAGAAUCUUGGCAUUAUAGUUGAAAUUAUAAUGGGUUUUUUGUUCA
Molecule: messenger RNA, 1274 nt
Organism: Impatiens glandulifera
Lineage: Eukaryota; Viridiplantae; Streptophyta; Magnoliopsida; Ericales; Balsaminaceae
Exons: 2
Coding region: 257-1168 (303 amino acids)
Source: RefSeq, a predicted model, not a curated record